Molecule: messenger RNA, 3273 nt
Organism: Hibiscus syriacus
Lineage: Eukaryota; Viridiplantae; Streptophyta; Magnoliopsida; Malvales; Malvaceae
Product: protein argonaute 5-like
Exons: 22
Coding region: 87-3068 (993 amino acids)
Biological process (GO): regulatory ncRNA-mediated post-transcriptional gene silencing
Cellular component (GO): cytoplasm
Molecular function (GO): protein binding; RNA binding
Source: RefSeq, a predicted model, not a curated record
GUUUCAAAAGUCUCUCCCCCUGACAACUCUCUUUUCAGUUUUUGCUUUUCGCUUUUGAAUCUUCGUUCUUUUGCAGUUUUAUUGCAAUGUCUGGUCGCGGUGGUGGUCGUGGCGGUGGCGGAGGCCGUGGUGGUGGAGGACGUGGUCGGGGACAUGAUUCUGGUCCCGGUCAACCUUCUCAGUCUUUUCCUCGCGGCGGUGGAGGCGGUAGAGGAAGGGGCCGUGACUCUGGAAGGGGACGUGGAUCAUCUGGUCCUCCUGCCUCUUAUACCCCGCCUCAUCCACAGGCGGCUCCUGCUCGGCAACCUCCUCCUCAGGCGGCUCCGGCUCGGCAACCUCCUCAGGCGGCUUCUGCACAUCAACCUCCUCAGGUGAUUCCCUCUCAUCAGCCAUCGUCUAGUGCGGAAUCACUGAGCAAAGAAGUAUCUCAGAAACUUACAUUGUCUCCUGUGGCUGCAACGACGUCGUCUUCUCUUCCUCCGUCGUCGACUAAGGCGAUUAGUUUCCCGAGAAGGCCAGGUUUUGGAACUGUCGGUACAAAAUGCAUGGUUAGAGCGAAUCAUUUUCUGGUAGAUGUUGCUACCAGUGAUCUUCAUCACUACGAUGUUACUAUAACACCAGAGGUAACUUCUAAAAAGGUAAAUAGAGAGAUAAUGAAGGAGCUUUCUACGACAUACAAAGAUUCGCACCUCGGUAAUCGACGUCUUGCCUAUGAUGGAAGGAAGAGCUUUUACACUGCUGGGGCUCUCCCAUUUGAGUCGAAGGAGUUUGUUGUUAACUUACUUGAUACAGAUCGUGGCCAGAGUUCAUCUACUACAGCGAGGAGGGAACGACAAUUUAAGGUAGCAAUCAAACUUGCAUCCAAGCCCGACAUAUAUUUCCUUAAGGAGUUUUUGAGCAGAAGGCAUAUUGAAUGCCCUCAAGAAACUAUUCAAGUACUGGAUGUUGUUCUUAGGGCUGCCCCAUCUGAGAGAUAUAAUGUAGUUGGAAGGUCAUUUUUCCAUCCAUCAUUAGGCUCAAAAGGGGCGCUUGGUAAUGGAAUUGAUUACUGGACAGGAUAUUAUCAGAGUCUUCGACCUACACAGAUGGGUUUAUCACUUAAUAUUGAUGUGUCUGCUCGGUCCUUCUAUGAGCCACUUUUGGUUUCAGAUUUUGUUAUGAAACAUUUCCAACGUCCUCAAAACUUGAAAAGGCCUUUGUCUGAUCAAGAUCGUAUUAAAGUGAAAAAGGCCUUAAAAGGAGUGAAAGUUCAGCUGACUUACAUGAAGUAUCCCAAAACUUCGAAGAUUGUUGGCAUAUCUAGGGAGCCUAUAAGUCAGCUGAUGUUUUCUUUUGAUGAUAAAAGUACAAAAGUUUCUGUUCCCCAGUAUUUCCGUGAGAAAUACAACAUUGUGCUUCAACUUACAUACUUGCCUGCCAUUCAAACUGGAAGUGAUGCUAGACCUGUCUACUUGCCAAUGGAGCUUUGUAGGAUUGUUGAGGGCCAACGAUAUAUAAAAAAGUUGAAUGAACAACAAGUUCGACAAUUGUUGAGAGCAACUUGUCAACGUCCAAAUAUUAGGGAGGAAAAUGUUAGAAAGAUGGUUGAAGUUAAUAAUUUUGAGGCAGAUGAUCUUGUCGGUAAAGAAUUUGGAAUUCAUGUCCACAAAGAUCUCGCUUUGAUUAAUGCAAGAGUUUUACCACCCCCAGUGCUUAAGUACCAUGAUAGUGGAAAAGAACGAAGUGUUAGUCCUGGCUUCGGGUCAUGGAACAUGAUCAAUAAGAAAAUGGUCAAUGGUGGGAGACUGAAUUUCUGGACUUGUGUGAACUUCUCCUCAAAGUAUAUGAAUAUGUCGGAUGACUUUUGUUAUGAGCUUGUGAACAUGUGUAACAGCAAAGGAAUGGUGUUUCGUGAGACUGCAUCAAUCCCAAUCCGAUCAGCUCGAUCGGAUAGGAUUGAACAAACUCUCUUGGAUAUUCACAGAGAGUCUGCUGGCAAGAAUAUGCCACUUCAGUUGUUGGUAGUCAUCCUACCUGAUCAAACUGGCUCCUAUGGAAAAAUCAAGCGAAUUUGUGAGACUGAGCUAGGUAUUGUUUCACAAUGUUGCAAGCCUGAUGUAGCUUCAAAGUUUAGCAAACAAUAUUUUGAAAACCUUGCUCUGAAGAUUAAUGUCAAGGUUGGGGGUAGAAAUACGGUGCUGAUUGAUGCAAUUCAAAAGAGACUUCAGCAUGUGAGCGAUAGGCCUACAAUUAUAUUUGGUGCUGAUGUCACUCAUCCUCAGCCUGGAGAGGAUUCGAGUUCUUCUAUUGCUGCAGUAGUUGCUUCUAUGGACUGGCCUGAAGUAACAAAGUACCGUGGAAUUGUCUCUGCACAGACACAUCGGCAGGAAAUAAUCCAGGACCUCUAUAAAAGAACUGAGGAUCCUCAAAAGGGUAUAGUUCAUGGUGGUAUGAUAAGGGAAUUGCUCAUUGCUUUCAGGAGAUCAACCAAUUUAAAACCUGAGAGGAUUAUUUUCUACAGAGAUGGUGUGAGUGAAGGUCAAUUCAGUCAAGUUUUAUUCGAUGAAAUGGAUUCAAUUCGAAAGGCUUGUUCCUCACUCCAGGAAGGAUAUAUGCCACGAGUUACUUUUGUUGUGGUGCAGAAAAGGCAUCAUACUCGCUUAUUCCCUACUGAUCGCAAUAAAGCUGAUAGGAGUGGCAAUGUCUUACCAGGUACAGUUGUGGAUACAAGCAUUUGUCAUCCCACUGAGUUUGAUUUUUAUCUUAAUAGUCAUGCUGGGAUUCAGGGAACCAGUAAGCCCACCCAUUAUCAUGUCCUAUAUGAUGAAAACGGGUUCACUGCAGACCAUAUGCAACAGCUCACCUACAGUUUAUGUUAUACGUAUGCGAGGUGUACGAAAUCGGUUUCCAUAGUGCCUCCGGCUUAUUAUGCCCAUCUGGCUGCUUUUAGGGCACGGUAUUAUGUGGAGGAAGAGAUGUCGGACAGUGGGUCUACUGGUGGAAGCCGAAAACCGAAGGACAAGAGUUUGGAUGUUCGUCCCCUGCCCAUCAUUAAAGACAACGUGAAGGAAGUGAUGUUCUACUGCUGAGCAGGCUGUGUUUCGUAUUUAUUUUGUUUGGGUUUUUUUUUUCUACAGGAAGGAUUGUUUGAUGGGUUAAAAGCUUGAAACUACACUUCUGGCUUUGUGAAUUAUGAACAAUUUGGUGCAUAGUUUGUGGUUGGUUUAGUUAUGUAUAUUAGCACGUGUCAUGAUGUGCCAGGCCUUUAAAAGAUGGGGAAUGGUUUUGGGGUCA